ACCACAGAAGAAGAAGCUGCCGUAAACCUUUAUACGUCCAUGCCGUAAGCAAAUAAGAGGAAAGAAGCUUUGUGAGAAGAUAGUGAUCAGUCGAGUUCUGUCCGCAGCCUGAAGCGACUGAAAACAGAUUAAAUGCACGUUGAAGACGGUUUGUAAAUUAUGUGGACACAGAGUCCAGGUCAUCCAGGUUCAAGUUAAGAAUCGUGGACGACCAUUUAAAGACGCUUAGAAGCAAACAAAACAAACUUUUUCAAGCAUUUGAGACGUACGAAGAAAGAACCGGUAAACCUUUGGAUCAAGUCAUGUCUCGCCGAAGAAGCCGCAGUGCAUCUCCAGGGCGUUAUUCACGCUCCUGCAGCAGUAACGAUCCUAGAGAUUUGGAGAGGAGGAUUUUUGUUGGGAAUUUGCCGACCUCUGACAUGGAAAAGAAGGAUUUGGAAGACAUUUUCCACCCAUAUGGAAAGAUAGUCGGCGUAUCCAUGUUUCGUGGGUUCGGAUUUGUACAAUUUGAGCGCAUUGAGGAAGCCGAAGCAGCAAAGGCGGCCCAAAAGGGUCGAAUAUAUAAAGGUUAUAAAAUAGAUGUAAAUAUGGCAGUGGAGCGACGGCAAGCUAAACCUCAAUCCCAGCAGAGCCCUCCACGAAGGGCCCCGUAUAGCGGUUAUGGGGACAGCAAGGAGGCCCGGCCUCGGUCCCGUUCACCCGUGUAUGGGCGUGAUGGGGGGCGUGACGGACGCGACGGACGAGAUGGACGUGAUGGACGUGACGGACGUGAUGGACGUGAGCCCCGGGACAGCCGUGAUGGGAGGGGCUCAAGUAGAGAGCCUAGGUCAGGUGGCCACUCUCGUGAUCCCGAUUACCGUUACCGUGGUUCAGAGAGCAGAGACAAGGACCUCCGAAGUGACCCACGGGAUCCUGCUUACAGCAGAGAAGACUAUGAUCGAUACUACCGCAGUGGAAGUGGUGCAGAAGACUUUUACCGGAGGAAGGAUGAACCCUACAGGGACCCGUACAGAGAUCCGUGGAACGGACGGCGUGAGCCAGAAGCGGAUGAUCGUGCUCGACCAGAAGAGCGUCGGCGUAAUGAGUUGUAUCGACAGUACUAUGAACAACUCCAGCGGCGCUACGAAACUGACCGUCCUGUUGACUGCUCUGUGAUUGUCGUCAACAAGGCACAGAAGGAGUAUGCUGAGACGGUCGGGCGGAAAGUCCGUGACUUGGGCAUGGUGGUGGACCUGAUCUUCCUCAACACAGAAGUGUCACUAACUCAGGCACUGGAGGAUGUAGGCCGAGCCCGCACACCAUUUGCCAUCAUCAUUACCCAGCAGCACCAGGUUCACCGAUCCUGCACAGUCAACAUCUUGUUCGGGACACCUCAAGAGCAUCGAAACAUGCCAAUGCAGGAUGCCAUGAUGCUAGUUGCCCACAACUAUGACACCUACAAAGUUGAAAAACGUGAAAAAGAACGUGAGGAGAUUGCCAGGAAGGCUGCCAAGAUGGCGGACGAUGUGUUACUCCGGGAGCCCGACAGAGAGAGCCAUCCGAUUUCUGUGCUCACUGCCAUCACACUGCUGUCUGAAAACAGAUUUGUAACUCCAGACGAGCUGGAUGGUCUUGUUGCAUAUCUGAAGGAAAAAAGAGCACGGCUGCUACGAAGCACUGCAGACCCUCAUGCAGGUAAGAAACGGUUUGUAAAUUAUGUGGACACAGAGUCCAGGUCAUCCAGGUUCAAGUUAAGCAGUAACGAUCCUAGAGAUUUGGAGAGGAGGAUUUUUGUUGGGAAUUUGCCGACCUCUGACAUGGAAAAGAAGGAUUUGGAAGACAUGUUCAACCCAUAUGGAAAGAUAGUCGGCGUAUCCAUGUUUCGUGGGUUCGGAUUUGUACAAUUUGAGCGCGUUGAGGAAGCCGAAGCAGCAAAGGCGGCCCAAAAGGGUCGAAUAUAUAAAGGUUAUAAAAUAGAUGUAAAUAUGGCAGUGGAGCGACGGCAAGCUAAACCUCAAUCCCAGCAGAGCCCUCCACGAAGGGCCCCGUAUAGCGGUUAUGGGGACAGCAAGGAGGCCCGGCCUCGGUCCCGUUCACCCGUGUAUGGGCGUGAUGGGGGACGCGACGGACGAGAUGGACGUGACGGGCGUGAGCCCCGGGACAACCAUGAUGGGAGGGGCUCAAGCAGAGAGCCUAGGUCAGGUGGCCACUCUCGUGAUCCUGAUUACCGUUAUCGUGGUUCAGAGAGCAGAGACAAGGACCUCCGAAGUGACCCACGGGAUCCUGCUUACAGCAGAGAAGACUAUGAUCGAUACUACCGUAGUGGAAGUGGUGCAGAAGACUUUUACCGGAGGAAGGAUGAACCCUACAGGGACCCGUACAGAGAUCCAUGGAACGGACGGCGUGAGCCAGAAGCGGAUGAUCGUGCUCGACCAGAAGAGCGUCGGCGUAACGAGUUAUAUCGACAGUACUAUGAAGAACUCCAGCGGCGCUAUGACACUGACCGUCCUGUUGACUGCUCUGUGAUUGUCGUCAACAAAGCGCAGAAGGAGUAUGCUGAGACGGUCGGGCGGAAAGUCCGUGAUUUGGGCAUGGUGGUGGACCUGAUCUUCCUCAACACAGAAGUGUCACUAACUCAGGCACUGGAGGAUGUAGGCCGAGCCCGCACACCGUUUGCCAUCAUCAUUACCCAGCAGCACCAGGUUCACCGAUCCUGCACAGUCAACAUCUUGUUCGGGACACCUCAAGAGCAUCGAAACAUGCCAAUGCAGGAUGCCAUGAUGCUAGUUGCCCACAACUAUGACACCUACAAAGUUGAAAACCGUGAAAAAGAACGUGAGGAGAUUGCCAGGAAGGCUGCCAAGAUGGCGGACGAUGUGUUACUCCGGGAGCCCGACAGAGAGAGCCAUCCGAUUUCUGUGCUCACUGCCAUCACACUGCUGUCUGAAAACAGAUUUGUGACUCCAGAGGAGCUGGAUGGUCUUGUUGCAUAUCUGAAGGACAAAAGAGCACGGCUGUUAAGAAGCACUGCAGACCCUCAUACAGCUGCAGUCCAUGCUGCACCUUCUGCAGCAUCACAUCAUGACCUUCCGCCCUCAGCUGCAGGACUGCCUCCAUCCCACUCUACUCACACACCAUCACAGUCCAGCCACCUUGGCCUGUCAGCUGGUCCAAGUGCCUCAACUAAUCCCAGCCACCAGCAGGAGCUGCAGGCUAAAAUCCUCAGCCUGUUCAACAGCGGCACCGGAGUGUCAGCAGCCUCUGGAGGUCCACCCUCCUCCACCUCCUCACAGUCCCAGUUGUACAGCUCCCUUGGCCCAUCCCCUCUCCAGAACCCAUCCCGCCCACCCAUGCCUGGCCCUCCUUCAGCUGGAUCCCAGGGGUAUGGUGCCCCAUCGGGCUGCAUGCCAGUCACACCAGGUGGUCCGAGACCCCCCAGCUCUGCUUCAGGUAUCAAUUUUGACAACCCGAGCGUCCAGAAAGCUCUGGACACCCUCAUUCAGAGUGGACCGUCUCUCAACCACCUGGUGGGCAGUGGGGCCUCUCAACCACAACCACCAAGGCCGGCACCCGGCAUGGGCCAGAUCCCACCCAUGUCUAUGUAUCCUCGACAUUACUGACGGGUUGUAGUGAAUGAAUCUCCUCUCCCUCCGAUACAAGUAGACACCACAUCAAUUUUCUGUGCAGUGAAUUUACCAGCUGAAUAUACGUAGACUGUAGGGAUGUUUUAUAAAAGUUUUUAAUUUUAUUCUGGACCUUGUGUUUAGUUGGUUAAACUGGCCUGUAUUUUCAAUGGUUAUGAGACAGAAGAUUAUUGUUCAGUCUUCUUACUUGUGAGUCAAACUAUGAGGCAAUGUUGCAUGUGUACAGUAAGUUUUGGUGCAAGUUGAACCCCUUAGUUCUUUUCCAACCAUGAUCUGUUGUGUUUUACAGUUUUUGCACAGUGUCUUUGUAAUUUGGAACAUUUUCAUUGUUAAAACAAGACGUGAUUAAAAACUCCAGACACAAUUACUGUAAUAAAAUGGUAUUGGUUUAUUGCA
Messenger RNA from Thunnus maccoyii (southern bluefin tuna), 4019 nucleotides. It is a transcript of the gene ncoa5, whose product is annotated as nuclear receptor coactivator 5. Gene Ontology annotation, cellular component: nucleoplasm. The transcript has 22 exons. Gene Ontology annotation, molecular function: RNA binding. Bases 303 to 3599 code for a protein of 1098 amino acids. Lineage: Eukaryota; Metazoa; Chordata; Actinopteri; Scombriformes; Scombridae. Gene Ontology annotation, biological process: regulation of signal transduction. The record is from RefSeq and is a predicted model, not a curated record.